Suillus discolor is the source of this 1785-nucleotide messenger RNA. RefSeq lists its product as uncharacterized. NCBI's taxonomy places the organism in Eukaryota, Fungi, Basidiomycota, Agaricomycetes, Boletales, Suillaceae. The record is from RefSeq and is a predicted model, not a curated record. The coding region runs from base 1 to 1785 and encodes 594 amino acids. Gene Ontology annotation, molecular function: protein binding. The transcript is spliced from 6 exons.
AUGGCUUCUGCCAUCGCUAACCUUCCCGCAGAACUCAUUGAAGCCGUGCUUAUCGUGGCCGCAGCCUCCGGGAACCCGAAUUCCAUAGCCGCCCUCUCCCAGACCAGCAAGUUCUUUUAUGAGCUAAUCUACUGUUGUCCAGACCAACACCUGUGGCGGGAGAUCUUCCUUACUACUUUUGAUGAUCCCAGACCCGCUCUGAAUCAUCUGACCACCAUGUCAGAUGGUCAUCAUAACUUGGAGUUCAACUGGACUCGAGAAUACAUUGACCGUAUCAGCGCAGCUAGGUAUAUCAGACGUCCGGUCCAAACGACUGCCCCAGUAAGUUCGCAGUCGAAGGUUCUCGAUAUACCAGUGCCAUCAUUAUCCGUAGUGAAAGCACUACUCUCAGUCAUCACCACCUCCUUGCCCUUCCCGUCAUCCCCGCGUAUAUCUCUCACCAUCCUAAAUGACUUUCCCGAGUCCAAGUCCCCUUUCGCACCCAUGACCAACGCUCCCCUGUUACCGCCCCUGCUUCACUUGCUUACAGCGAAUUACAGUGCCAUGCUCGGUAGCGUCAAUGUGCCGUGGCUUCAGGAUUUGUUAGAAAUCGGACUCCCUCCUGAGCUCACGCGCACGCUAAUGGCAAAGCUGUCCUUCGAUGUCCAGGGUCAUGCGCCGUACCAGCCUACUCUAACAUCUGCGUCGCAGUGGGACGGAUCAGUAGUCGGCCAGCUAUUCCACAAACUCGUCUGCUGUACCGGCUUUAUACCUAUUGCCGCGCCAGACGAAGACAUGCCUCCCCUACCCAUCACAUGCUCGCGACCCUUGUUAUACACCCCUGAAGGGCAAUCCGCUGAUGCCCGCACCCUUGCACGCAGACGUGUCUACGACAUGCGCUACCUCGGACCUGCACGCAUGUGGGGUCCCUUCCAACCCGUGCGACGCAACACCACCGAUUCACCCGAGUCAAACCAUCUCGAAAUCUUGGAUGAGGAUGAGAACGAAGACAAUGACGAGGACGAUGAUGAUGACGACUUGGGUCUGAUGCACUUUGGACUGAUGCACGGGCACCGCGUUCCUGAUGUGGAUCCACCAAUCGAGCCGUAUGAGCUCGUACCGGACUAUGUGUGGCUUGCGUCUGCGCGUAUCGUUGUCGAGGCGAAUUUAAGGGAGAUGCCGCCUCCAUUUUCGGCAAGUGACGUUUUGCCGUAUAUGCGCAAAAUGUAUGCGAUGUCCAUCGGUGGAUCACCUGGGUAUUGGAAUGCAUGGGCAAAUCGACCUGGGGAGGGAGAUAGAUCCGAGGGCAGUGAGAAAAGCAAGCAGGGCGAAGUUGAGGGAUGGGAUUGGGCAGGUAUUAGUGGUGUUUGGAAGCGAUGUGUUUGCUGGCUUGAUUACCGAGAUCUCUUGAGUAAGUACUCUCGGUUCCUCCAAGACGACAUCCAAGAAGCUUGCCGAAUCAUACCCAUUGCUGUUCGCAUAACUGGCUACUCCGAAUCCCGCAUCCCACCAGGCAACGCCACUCGCGCCCUCCCAACCAUCCACUUCGAGGGUGAAUCUUUAGGGUCUGAUCACAGUUUAACCGAAUUACGCAAAGUCACUGGUACAGUGAGCAUGAUCGGUGAUGGGGCUAUUCGAUGGCAAACAGUAUCUACUGCAGCCGGGUCAAAUGAGCCAGAAUGGUCGUCAGAGGCAGUUCAAAUUGGGGGACCGGGUGCGGCGGUUGGGUUUUUGGGGAUGUGGACUGGGGCAAUGCAUGAGAGACCGGACCCGCUUGGUCCCUUUUGGGCUUGGAAGGUCGCAUAA